CGCAGAACCGGUCGAGAUGAUUCCCAGCAGAGGGCUGCAGACGUCCAGCCGGACUGUCACGGCCAGCUUCAGCCGGUUGGUGUCUUCUGUAGGCCCAUCAAGACAAUUUUCUUCCGGUCCAGCGUCAAUAUUCAAUGGACGCAUAAACGUCUCCCGCGGCCUUUCAGGAACCUAUUGCGCACCAUGGGCCGCGCUUAGAUCAAAGUCGGCGUUGCCAAUCGCUUCAUCACGAUCCAUCCGUCAUAACACAACCGCCGCAGGCUCCCAUGCGCAGGGCACCAGUGACGGGUUUGUCACAAGUUCCCUAGACGCGGCGAGCGAUUUAUCUACCGGCAGCCUUUCAAGCGUUACCCCUCAUAUUGGCUAUUUUAAAGAGCUAGGGCUUGACUAUGGCUGGGGCCCUACUUCCAUGGUCCAAUGGGCUCUCGAACAUAUCCACGUCUAUUGCGGUACGCCAUGGUGGGCGUCCCUUCUCCUUGUCACUGCGGGCUUGCGUCUGGCAAUGCUCAAACCCACCAUCGCUGCUGCCGUGACGAGUGCUCGUUUAGCCAUUAUCAGCCCUGUUACACAGCCUAUAAGAGACAAGAUGAUGGCCGCGAGCAAAUUGAAGAACAACACAGAAAUGAUUAUGACUCGAAAUGAAUUGAUGCAGAUUCAUAAAAGAGCAAAUAUCCAGACCUGGAAAGCUUUCCUCCCCAUGCUCCAGGUUCCAUUUGGUUAUGGUAUCUUCCGAUUGACCCGUGGUAUGGCGUCACUGCCAGUGCCUGGCUUUGAGAAUGGCGGGUUUGCAUGGAUAACUGAUCUUACCCUUCAUGAUCCCCUCUUUCUUUUGCCCAUUGGAACGGCGGCUGCGGUCUACUUUUCUUUGAAGAGAGGAGUCGAGACGAAUUCAAUGAUGAGUCCUGCUGUGCACAAAGUCUUGACCACUGUAUUCCCCCUAAUGGCUGGAGGCUUCAUGGUCUAUUGGCCUGCUGCGCUUCAAUUAUCAUUCUUCUUCUCGUCCGUAUUUGGUCUUCUCCAGGCAUUCCUCCUUAAGAAUCCCACUUUUCGGGCAAUGGUUGGCAUCCCCCCAACCCCGCCGCCCCAGUCUGGUUCAACACCGGGGCCUGCAUCAACUAGCCCUAUUGGCCCUAAGUCUCCAUUAGCCGGGCGGAUUACCAUUUCUCCCAAUUAUCAGCCUCCGACAGCGCAGUCCACCAUUGCAGCAGCGUCGGAGGCGGCUGAUGCGAAGUCAGAGCAACCCAAGGAGAAGAAGAACUUCAUCAACAGCACGAUUUCAGACGUAAAGGGCAUGUCCAACGAGAUGAUGAAAUCCGCGAGGAAAUACAUGGGUACCGAGGCAUCGGCGCCCGGUGAACGCUCGGUUGUGGAAAAGCGUCAGAACAAGGCUUACGAGGAGCGCCGUCGCCGUGAGAUUGAGAGCGAAAACCAGGAUCUGGAAGAUGAACGCCGUGCAAGAUGGCAUCAGCGCAAGCUUGAACAGCAGGAGCGUCGCCUACGCCAAUCUGACCGUGACCAGAACAAGUCGGCCUAAAGAGAGGUUUGAUCUUGAGGUGCUCUCCUUUUCCGCUGCUGUUCCUCUGCUUGUUACUUUUGUUACGUCACUGUGACAUUGAGCAAACAGCAGCAUGUAGAAGCAAUGUACAUUAAGUGGACUGUAUAAAGACUGGCGUUUGUGUAUAAUAUUGAAAGCAUAUUUGGUAGACAUAAAAGUUGGC
This is a messenger RNA of Xylona heveae TC161, 1718 nucleotides long. RefSeq lists its product as hypothetical. Gene Ontology annotation, biological process: mitochondrial respiratory chain complex IV assembly; protein insertion into mitochondrial inner membrane from matrix. Bases 17 to 1534 code for a protein of 505 amino acids. NCBI's taxonomy places the organism in Eukaryota, Fungi, Ascomycota, Xylonomycetes, Xylonales, Xylonaceae. Gene Ontology annotation, molecular function: membrane insertase activity. The record is from RefSeq and is a predicted model, not a curated record. Gene Ontology annotation, cellular component: mitochondrial inner membrane. The transcript has 3 exons.